Molecule: messenger RNA, 984 nt
Organism: Orycteropus afer afer
Lineage: Eukaryota; Metazoa; Chordata; Mammalia; Tubulidentata; Orycteropodidae
Gene: SRRD
Product: SRR1 domain containing
Exons: 7
Coding region: 1-984 (327 amino acids)
Biological process (GO): microtubule-based process
Cellular component (GO): cytoplasm; nucleus
Source: RefSeq, a predicted model, not a curated record
AUGGCGGCGGCGGCAGCAGCAGUGGAUCCCUGGCAGGCGGCAACCCCACGGAAAAGGCGCUCGGCUCCGCGGCGGCCGGGGCGGAGAGAAGCAGCAGCCCGGAGCCGGGAGGCAGAUCCAGAAGCGGACAGUACAACUGUACUUCGUCGCAUCCGGGAGGCCGGGGAGGACCUGCUUAUCUCUGAAUUCUGGAGUUCAGCACUAGAAACCAUCAUGAGGUGUCUUAGGAAACACAGCGAACAAGUGAAGGCCCUUGAGGGGACUCUUUCCACAGCCCUGGGAAACCUGGAUCUGGACUCACCAGCAGAUGAGACAGCCGUGGCCUGCGACUGCGUCCCAGGGAAGACCCUGGUCGCGGGAGCCCGGCGCUUGAAGUGUGUGUGUUAUGGCAUUGGGAACUUUGCCACCUGCGUCAUCGCGAGAAACCAGCUAACCUUUUUGCUGCACUUCCUGGAAAAGUGCCAGAUUCCCAGAAGUCACUGCUGCAUGUAUGACCCUCUGUUUAGCCAACUUGAAAUCGAAGUUCUUAAUGCCCUGGGGGUGACUGUGCUCAGUGAGAACGAGGAGGGAAAGCGGAGCGUUGGUGGUGAGCCCACCAUCUUCUACAUGCUGCACUGUGGGACAGCUCUAUACAACAACCUCUUGUGGAGUAACUGGUCAGCUGACGCCCUGUCCAAGAUGGUCAUCAUCGGCAACAGUUUCCGAGGGCUUGAGGAAAGGUUAUUGACAAGGACUCUGCAGAAAAAUUAUCCCUACAUUGCAAAGGUCCUCGGAGGCCUGGAGGAGUCUGAGUUCCCUCCGAGUUCACGGUACACGGACAUAUUUAACGAUACCUCCAUCCACUGGUUCCCUGCACUAAAGCUCAGGCUACUCUCUGCAGACACAUGGGCGUUCCAGGAAGAACCAGAUUAUCAGGACUGUGAGGACCUUGAAAUAAUCAGGAAGAAGACAAAAGACCCUUCAUCUACUGACCUGAACUCAUAG